AUGGCCUCCGGUGCCUCAUCGGCAGAACAUGUCCCGCAGCGGGCAGCGUCACCGUCAACCAGUUUCUAUGCUCUGAGCGACGACGAGGAAGGUGGCUACAACACAGUCACCCAGGUCGAGACGGGGAGGGGGGUCAAGCUCCUGUUCUCGAAGAGCAAGGUCUACGUUCACCCGACGCCAUCCGCCAAAGACAACAUCCCGGGCUAUAUUGCCCUUCUGCAGCAGAAGAGACCUCGAGAUGACCGGCCGACGUCGUCGUCUUCCCGCCACUCGCAGCCGCCAGUCUCGGCCGACCUGCUUCUCGCGUGGGUGCCCGAAUCCGCCCUGGGGGACUCGGCAAGUGUCUACGUCAAGGUCGACCUCUCCGACGGGGACUCGCCGCCGAAGCAGUCCUAUCUCGUUCCUCCGCCGCCCACCGUCACCACCCACAGCGGCUCCGUAGGCGGCUACUCCUUCGCCAUCCCCAUGAGCGCCGUAUACUCGCUCCUCGUUCGGCCGCCCAGUCUCGGUUGGUGGUACGGGUCCGUCAUCAUCAACUCGAGGGCCGGAGACAGCUUCCCCGCCCUCUUCUUCCACGACAACGAGUGCGAGAGCACGGUGCUGCAGAAGCGGAAGCUGACCAAGGACAACUUUGACCCCUUCGGCGACGACGGCCAGACGUUCUGGGGUGCCGACGAAGUCCUUCGCUGGCUGCGCAGGUACAUCACCUUGGAGAGAUCGACGGCCGAGCCCAACAUCUACCUCGUCGAGCCCACGUCCGAGGACCGGACGGCCUUCGGAGCCAUCCCCGCCCCGGCGGCCACGGCAGCUCGCGGCAAGGGCGGCAACGCCGGAUCGAGCAGUCGAGAUGCCGAGAUGGAUCCCUUCGUCAAGCUCGUCAAGGAAACCGGCUGGAACCUGAUGAACCACCUCAGCAAGGUCACCACCUUCACCAGACGCGCCGCCCAAGACUUUGCCGAAAACUCAAACAUGCCGCCCCAGGUCAAGAGAUUGCUGCGGAAUCCCGAGGUCCAGACCCUGCAGGACGAGUUCGACAGCGCCCGGAUAUACCUCGCCCGGUGGGCGAUGGGCAUUGCCGAACAGAGCGAGCGGGACAGAAGAGGCCGCUUCUGGACUGCCCGCGACCUCAUGGAGCUCGAAGACACCGACGUCGGCGAGUUUGAGCUCCUCGAGGGUGCCACCUCGCUAUCGCUCGACGAGCGCCGCCGUCCCGUGACGAUGGAGGAGUGGAGAAAGUUCUUCGACGCCGAAAGCGGCCGACUGUUGGUGACGGUCGACGAGGUCAAGGAGCGAAUUUUCCACGGCGGGUUGGAUGCCGAUGAUGGCGUCCGCCAGGAGGCCUGGCUCUUCCUCCUCGGCGUCCAUGGUUGGCACGGCACGGCCGACGAGCGAAAGGCCGAAAUGGCGUCCCUGCGGGAUUACUACUAUCGCCUGAAGCAUUCCUGGUGGGAGAGGUUGGAUGGGGAAGGCGGCGAGGGGGAAACGGGCGACUGGUGGCGCGAGCAGAAGGGGCGCAUCGGCAAGUUGACGUCCCGCCCUCUCUCUCUCUCUCUCGACGUCCAUCGCACGGACCGCAACGUGCCCCUCUUCCAAGGCGAAGACACGCCUCACCCGGACCCGAGCUCGCCCUUUGCCGAGGUCGGGACCAACGUCCACCUCGAGCAGAUGAAGGAGAUGCUGCUCACGUACAACGAGUACAACAAAGACCUCGGCUACGUCCAGGGCAUGUCGGACCUUCUCGCCCCCAUCUACGCCGUCAUCCAGGAUGACGCCAUCGCCUUUUGGGCGUUCCAAAAGUUCAUGGAGCGAAUGGAGCGCAACUUUCUGCGAGACCAGUCCGGCAUGAGGGCGCAGCUGCUCGCGCUCGACCAUCUCGUCCAGUUCAUGGACCCCAAGCUGUGGAACCACCUCGAGAGCGCGGACAGCACCAACUUCUUCUUUUUCUUCCGCAUGGUGCUCGUCUGGUACAAGCGCGAGUUUGGCUGGAUGGACGUGCUGCGACUGUGGGAGGGGCUGUGGACCGACUACCUGACGGCCGAGUUUCCGCUCUUCGUCGCGCUCGCCAUCCUCGAGAAGCACAGAGACGUCAUCAUGGACCAUCUCAAGGCCUUUGACGAGGUGCUCAAGUAUGUCAACGAGCUGUCCAGCACGAUUGACCUCGAAUCGACGCUCAUCCGCGCCGAGGCCCUCUUCCGGAGAUUCCAGCGCCUCGUCGAAGCCGUUGACAAGAAACAAAACUUCCCCCCUCCACGUGUCGUGGAGCGUUCUGGCAGCCCGAGCGCAGCGCAGCCAGCGGCGACGUCAUCUAGCCCCGCGUCGAGGCAGGGAACUGCGGCGACGGCCAAAGGCAAGGAGCCCAACGAACCGGAACGACGAGUGAUCACGCCGGAGCUGCGCAAGCUGCUGAGCAGAAAAGUGGAAGUGCUUCCUCGGAAGGCGUCGGUUCAGGGAGGGGAAGCUGGGAUGCCGACUGGCUGA
Molecule: messenger RNA, 2478 nt
Organism: Drechmeria coniospora
Lineage: Eukaryota; Fungi; Ascomycota; Sordariomycetes; Hypocreales; Ophiocordycipitaceae
Product: putative GTPase activating protein
Exons: 4
Coding region: 1-2478 (825 amino acids)
Biological process (GO): activation of GTPase activity
Molecular function (GO): GTPase activator activity
Source: RefSeq, a predicted model, not a curated record